AUGGUGGCUCGGAGUAAGGGCUGCGCGCGCUGUGUGCAGCGUCGAGUCAAGAAUGUCCCUGGAUGUCGGAGAUGCGACACGUACGGGAAACCCUGUCCUGGCUAUGACCGGGGCUUCAAGUUUGUCGCAGGGAAGCCGUUUCGCUCCCGGCGUCUGAAGUCGAGCAAUGGGGAAUCGAAUGAGAAGAGUAGGGAUGUCGGAGGUACGGCCGCUGAAGGUGAUGCUUCGGCGCAGGCAUUGGCCUGGCCACCGUCUGUGAAUUGCGCCCAUCUCAAUGUCGUGCGCAGUCUUGACACGCUGGUUCUCGAGCUAUCAAAACCGUUUCCAGAAACGUCAGCGCAUAUCAUCUCGCAUUGGUUCAGGUUCCUUCCUGCCGUCUAUGGACGGAAUAGAACGCUGGAUCUGACCAUCCAAUCGUUUGCAGCGCAUCAUAUUGGCAGGAUGGGUGAUAACAUGGCCGCAGUGCAGUACGCCAAGUCUGCGUAUGGACAGGCACUGUGCAUGCUACGGGCCUCUCUGGACAACUCUAAUGAGUGUCUUUCCUCUGAAGUGUUUUGCGCAGUUCUGUUACUCUGCCUAUAUGAGCUCUUUACAAAUACCAAUGAAGCAGAUGCCUGGAUGAAACAUGCCCAAGCAUUGAGCCAGCUAGUACAGAUUAGAGGGCCACGCUACUAUCGGAACGCCUUUGAUCAAGCUUUGCUCAAAGCCUCUCGCGGAAUGAUGGUCAUGCACUCUCUCUUCUCCGGCCAGAGCUGCUUCUUAGCCUCGAGUGAAUGGCAUUCUGUGAUGGGACAACAGUUCAACACGGGCUUCUCGGCAGAAGUUGAUCGUUUGGUAGAGCAGUUUUUUGCAUACUUUACCUUUGCGCCAAGUCUGAUACAUGAGCUCUACGAUCUCAAAGAGGGAGACCAUACCAGCCCGAGCACGACUGCACGAGUGUCCAACCUGCUGACCCGAACACUCGACAUGCAGGACAAGCUGAUUGCAUGGUAUGAUCAAUUUGCCCGCGUUGUGCCUGUUCCUUAUGAGGUUCUUUCGCCAUCAAAUGAUUAUCUCUACCCAGUCGUCUUGUGGUAUUCGGACGAGAAUGCGGCAACGUUGUUCUGCAGCUACUACUCCUACAUGCUUGUCCUGUGCGAGAUACUGAGGCUUUGCGGCUACCCGGGCGAGCACGCGGCUAUGCUUGUUUACUUUCGCGACCAGAUUUGCAAAUCGGUUGAAUUCAAUACCCGGGGCCUUUUAGGUCCCUAUCGCAUGGCCUUUGCCUUGAGAGUAGCUUAUGAAGUUCCGGAUCCUACAACGAAGCUUUGGAUUGAAGGCUGUUUGCAAAGGCUUUCAAAGGUUUAUGCUGCAGUACACCCGCAGAAUUUUGGGUGA
Messenger RNA from Aspergillus sclerotioniger CBS 115572, 1377 nucleotides. RefSeq names its product Zn(II)2Cys6 transcription factor. The record is from RefSeq and is a predicted model, not a curated record. Bases 1 to 1377 code for a protein of 458 amino acids. The transcript is spliced from 3 exons. Lineage: Eukaryota; Fungi; Ascomycota; Eurotiomycetes; Eurotiales; Aspergillaceae.